This is a messenger RNA of Cimex lectularius (bed bug), 1352 nucleotides long. RefSeq names its product corepressor interacting with RBPJ 1. Gene Ontology annotation, molecular function: transcription corepressor activity. Gene Ontology annotation, cellular component: nucleus. Lineage: Eukaryota; Metazoa; Arthropoda; Insecta; Hemiptera; Cimicidae. The coding region runs from base 128 to 1135 and encodes 335 amino acids. The transcript is spliced from 7 exons. The record is from RefSeq and is a predicted model, not a curated record. Gene Ontology annotation, biological process: negative regulation of DNA-templated transcription.
ACCUUACUACUAGUGGUCAGUGGGUUCUGACGUUCUGUUGACUGUUGUCGUUACUAACUUACUAGUUAUUGUUCCUUCUUCAACUGUUCAGUCGUAUCUCUCAGUUAUUUAUUACAAAUAACCAAUCAUGGGAAAAGGCUUCAAUAAUUACAUGUGCAAGAAAUUCUUCCAUCCUGCAUCCCGGGACAAUCUGAAAAGGGUAUGGAUGGCCCAGCAGAAAGAUGAUGCUUACAAAAAGAAGCAAGAUGAACUUAGGAUGCAAUAUGAAAAAGAGCAAGAUCUAUACAACAACAAGGCAAUGUUGAGUAAGGAAAGCAAAGAUAAACUUAGUGUCAAUUUCAUGUAUGAAGCACCACCUGGGGCAAAGAAGGAACGAGAAAAAGAAGAUAACGAGCCAGAGUAUAAGUUCGAGUGGCAGAGAAAGUACAAUGCACCAAGAGAGGACUAUUGCAAAGGAGACUCAGAGAUUCAGGACCAGCCAUUUGGUAUUUUGGUGAGAAAUGUACGAUGCAUCAAGUGUAGGAAAUGGGGCCAUAUCAACACUGACAAGGAAUGCCCAUUGUACAACCAAUCAACAGUUAGUGAAAUUGCAACUGAAUCAUCUGAUGCCCUUCAACUUUUAAGAGGUAUGCGUGAAGAUGGUUUAAGGUUGAAGAAAACUGCUCUUGAUGCCCAGCAACAUGUUGAAGUUCCAAGAUACAAGGGUAUGAUCCCAAAUGACAAGAAUGAUGAUAAAGUUGAUGAUAAGGAAGUUGAAUAUCUCAAGAAAUUGUCAAAAAAAGAAAAACUCAAACUUUUGAAGAAACUGGAAAAACUCGAGAAGAAAAAGGCAGCAGAUUCUUCUGACACAGAUGAGAGCUCAACAGAGUCGUCCGAGGAUGACCGCCGGCAUGAGAAGAAAAAGAGUAAGAAGAAGCACUUGAAAAUUAAAAAGAGGAGAGAAGAUGAAGAUUCUGACUCAGAUGAUGAUGAGGACUCAAAGAAGGAGCGCAAAAGGAGGUACAAGAAGAAAAGUGCGCUCAAGACUAAGAAACGAAAAUGUAAAUCCAAUGACUCUGAAUCUGAUUCAGAAUCAGACAGUGAGCGGCGGAGAAGAAGAAAGAAGAAUAAAAAGAAGCACAGAGAGAAUAAGUAAAAAAUGAUAACAUUAUUAAUAACUUAAACAAAAUUUGUGCAUUAUUAUUGGAAAUAUGCUUUAAAAAUCUAUGCAAUUUUUUAAAACUAUAAUUAUAUUUUUUCAAAAUUUUAAAUCUUAUUUUCUAAUAGGUAAUCGUGUCAAUCCUUUUUUUAUUUUUAUUUUUUUAUUUCAUUGAUAAACAUAUACAGUAUUUGUUAAGUAUCCAGUUGUAAUU